This is a messenger RNA of Fonticula alba, 9516 nucleotides long. RefSeq lists its product as hypothetical. Lineage: Eukaryota; Rotosphaerida; Fonticulaceae. Bases 1 to 9375 code for a protein of 3124 amino acids. The transcript is spliced from 13 exons. Gene Ontology annotation, molecular function: protein binding. The record is from RefSeq and is a predicted model, not a curated record.
AUGUCGCCCUCUGGCGACGGCCGCAGCAGCAGCAGCAGCAGCAGCAGCAGCAGCAGCCGCGCCGGCCGCCUCUCCGGCGGCCUGGGCGACUCUGACGCCAACGCCUACGAGAAUAUCAUCACCAACGAUCUGUCCUACUUGCAGAUCCUGGAUGCGGCCAGCGGGUCAGCCCUGGCGGCGCGGGGUGGCUCGGCUACUCUUCCCUCCUCGCCGUUGCGGCGGCGUUCCUUUCCCACCCCGCCGACCAAUCUGGACGACCUACAGCUCGCUGGUGCCGGCGUUCCGGUGGACUUCGAAAACUCGGACUCCGAUGUGGAGGACAGCCCUUCGGCGGUGGAUGCCCUGCGUCUUGGGCCGCCGCCGGCUCCACUAACUCGACUGUCAACCAUCGAACCGCGACAGCCCAGCAUGGAUGCAUCGGGCUCCGGCCCUUCGACCCCACCACCGCCCUCGCUUGCUCCGGUCCCGACGCUGGCCCCGGCCCCGACUCCAACCCCCGGCCCGGCUCCGGUCCCGGUCCCGGCCCCGGUCCCGGUCCCGGUCCCGGCCCCGGUCCCGGUCUCGGUCCCGGUCUCGGUCCCGGCCCCGGUCCCGGCCUCGGUCCCGGCCCCGGCUCCGGCUCCUCCUCUUCGACCGGUAUCUGUCGCCUCCGAGCCCAUGUCCCCCCUGUCGCCUGCGUUCAAGACGCGCUCCCUUCUGAGUGUCUUCAGUGGCGGCAAAAAGAAGGCCGACAAGAGUGCCCCGGCGGCCAGCCACACCUUCAACAUGGGGUCGCACAACGGGGAGAAUGUUUCCACCGGCGAGAUGUCCCAUCGAUUCCGAGCGCACUUCUCGACAGCCAACUCCGGGUCCCCGGCGGCCGCGUAUCCGGCCAGUGGCGGUUCCUCGCCGAACUCCUUCCACUUCCCGGAGCCGGCACCCACCUCGCACUCGGCCUCCUCCUCGUCCUCCUCCGCAUCCUCCUGCUCUUCGGGUCCUGGGGGUCUGGUCGAUGGGGGCCCGAUCACCGAUCCGGGGGCCGCCCUGCAUGCUGCUCGGCGCUCGGCCUCCAUGGCCGACAUGUCUCCCCUGCACCGAGACAACUUCGGCCGGUCGGCGUCGUCGGCAUCUGCGUCAGCCGUGGCCGCGGCCGCGGCCACUGCGGCUGCGGCCGGUCUGCCUGGCCUUUCAACUCGCUCGGCAUCGGCUCGAUCGCAUGAGAUUGCAUCGGCAUUUGGCAGUGCCUCGCUCUCGGCCUCGACUCACUCGCUGGCUGGUGGCGGCAUGCUCGGCACCGGGGGCGCCCCGGCCGACAAGGUCCCCCCCUCGCCGGCUCUCCUGUCGGAGUACUUCCGCAAGCAGAACAGCCCACGCAAUUGGGUGUUCGCCGCCGACCCGGAGGCCGUCCUGUCCGCCACUUUGGACUUCUCCGAUGCCCCGGUAACUGGACGCCUGACAGUCAGCUCGGUGGGCGUGCAGCGGGUCAUCAUCCGCGGGGACUCGCCCGGGAUGAGCACCGCCACGGCGGCCAUUCUCGGCGCCUCGCGCAGCUCCACCGCCGGGUCGGUGGGCCUGGGAUCGCCAGCCAGUGAGCCUGGCAGCCGCCUCAGCCGGGCAGCCUCGGCCGCCCUGUCCCCGGUGUCCAGCCCGGCCAGCCGGCGCGGUGCCUCCACCUACAAUCUGGACAACAUGCCCAAUACCGAGCACCAGUUUGGCCUGGCCUCACGUCGGGCGCUGCUCAUGGAUGUCCUUCUGGAGAAGCGCCCCCGAUCGGUGACCAGUCGCUGGAAGGGCCGGUUCUUCCUGCUGACGCCGGAGCGCCUGUACAUCUAUUCCCUCCCGGCGAAGGAGGGCCAGCCAAUCCCCGAUGAUGGGGCUCUGCCUCGCGAGGUCAUCAGUUUGCAGCAUCUGGUGGCUGCGUCCCUGGUCCCGAGCAGCACUUCCGACCCGCAGCCGGUGGUGGUCAGCUCGUCGGUGCCGCUGGCCGGCGGUGCCGCCGCUGCGACUUCCUUCCAUCAUGGGCACCACCCCCACCACUACCAUCACCAUCACCAUGGCCCGGUGAUGUCCAGCGCAGCUUCAUUCAUCUCGCUCGGGUCUCCCGGCUCGCAUCUGGUAGUGGGCCCGAGUGGCUCGACCGAGGCGCUGAAUCAGCAUCUCCAACUGCCCGGCACCAGCAGCGUCAUGUCCCCCUCGCCUUCUUCCUCCUUCUCGGCCAGCGGCGGGCAUCUUACACACCUGCAGUCUGGCCAUGCGCCGGUUCACCCAUCGCAGUGCCUCGGCGCCGGGGACCUCCAGCUGGCCAACAGCCUGAACAGUCUUCCCCGCACGCCGGCCCUCAUGUACCUGCCAUCCGGCUCGGCGGCCGUGAUCCCGGUCAAUUUGGACUACAGCCCGACCGGGACUCUGCAUGCGGUUCUCGGCAACUUCACAUCCUUCAUCUCCCGCCCAUUGGAGCCCGGCUCCGGCCACACCUACACCAUGCCCCCGUCGGCCAUGGUGCAGCAGCGUCUGGCGUCCCACAACGCGGAGUGCUCCUUGCGGUUGGAUUUCCGCAGUGGCCGCUCGAUCACCCUUCGGGCUGUCUACGGGCCGGAUCAGGCAGCCCGGUGGUGCGGUGCUCUCAAUGCAAAUGCCCGCCGGCGGCGCGCCUCCUUCCCCCUGGCAAUGCCAACCGGGAGCCGGGCCCUGUCGCGGGCUGCCGGGGCGGCCAACUCCGGUGGUGGUUUGCUCCGAUCGCCCGGGGGUCCUGGCUCGCCCGCUGGCCCGGGUGCCGGCGGGGCCGGUGUCGGUCCGACGGCCAUCCUCAACAUGCCAGCCACCCACUGGACCGAUCGGGUAUUCGCCUUGGAAACCCAGUUGACGGCCACUUUGCAUCUGUCCUGCAAUCCCACCGGCGAGAGCAGUGACCUUCGCCUGCCGCUCUUCUUUCGGGUCUUGCGCACUGGUCGCGAGGUUGAGACCUUCGCCCAAAAUCUCGAGCACAUGUUUUCCCACAUGCGAGACAUGCCCAAGUUCCGGCUCACCGGUUACUCCCUGACUUCACUGGCCCGUGAAAAUACCAAACCCUACACCGAGUACUCGGCCAAAUCGCUGGAUGGCGAUCCUGGUUCAUCGGCCAUCUCCGCCUGGCUGACCGAAUUGCUUGGGUUUGCCCUGUCAUGCGAUCUCCUGGACACAGAUGAGGCCCGAACCAGGGCCCUGCACGCGCCGCUCUCGACCAUGGCUCUGGAUGGCUUUGGCUGGCGGAUGUUCUCGCUACGCGACUUGCUCCCUUUCCUCACGAGCUCGACGGCGGAGUUCCUCACCCUCGAGCGGCGCCUCUUUGUCCCAUCGGUCCCCCAAAUGCCGGCCCUCUUCCAACGGGUGCUCUCCUCGUUGGAUCCUCAUGCGGCCUCCCUUUCGCCGCAAAUUGCCGGCCUCGCGGGCGGGCCCCCGCACACGCUCUCCCAAUCGUCGUCCUCCUCAUCCCUGCUGCUGGGCCCGGAAAGUGCCACUCGCUCGCGACUCAGCUACUCCCAAUGGGGCGACACGACUCACGGUGGAUCUUCAGGGGGCUCCAUCUCUCGGGGUCCCUCCCCGGCCGGCUCCCUCCCCCGGCCAGGGUCGGCCAACAGCUCGACCUCGCUGUCGGACGGUCUCAUCACUCCGGACACCCUGGGCACCCGGUCGCCCACCCCGGCUGGAGCAGAUACAGGCAUGGCUCCGCCCCGAUCGCACCAACGGUCGCAUAGCCAUACCCAGCUGUCUUCACCAGGCGCCGGCAGCGAUCCCACAUCGGCCCCGGACAUCCGGUCGCUUCUGAUUGAGGCCACCCGCUCACAUGUUCCUGAUGCCGGUACUGCCGGCGGUACCGGCGCCCCCUCUCACAUUCCCAGCAUCCAUACCGAGUGGUCGCACCGGUCGGAUAGCCCGGCGCCCACGGCCCUUUUGAAGCAUACCGGCUCGGAUGUGGGCUUCUCCUCGCCUUCGCCCUCGCCCUCGCAGGAGCACCUUCCUUUGCGUCGGUCUGUUUCCCGUCGCCGGCCCCGGCGUCUGUCCGAGUCCAAUGCCAUCCUCCUGCGCGGGUCGUACCACUUUGUCGAUGAUGCUGGUCAUCACACCAGCGCCGACAGCUCGCGCCUGCAAACCCCCAGCCACCUGUAUCCGGCCUCCGACACGGCAGCUGGUGCCGUGGUGCCGGCCGCCCGGUCGGUUUCCAUUCGUGUUGGCUCCAUGUUCGGCUUGUCCCCCUCGUCGCUGGCACUGGAAGCGGUGGUGUCUCUGCCGCAGUUGUUGCAUCUGCUGACCAUGGCCCCGGCGGCCCUGCGGCCGCGCAUCCCUCGCCCAGGACGCCAGCCCACUGCCUCGUACAUUGAUCUGUUGGACCGGCUGGCCGUGUCGCCCUCGGCCCUGCUGCUGCCGGCCUCCCCGGGAUUCGAGCGGCCGCCCGGUUCGCCGCGGCCUGCCUCGUCCGAGGAUGAUCCCACCUGCUUCCCCGCGCCGAGCGCCACCAUCCCCCAAAGUGGCACGGUGCUCUGUUCGCUGGCCUUCUCGGCUCGGCACCGCCAGACAACUGUGGACUUCUUGGCCCUGUGUGAGCGUGUGGGCCAGCUAGACGUGGAGCUCAGCUCGUCUGGCUUCUUCCGCGAUGCGGCCCACAUGCAGCCCCGGUCGCCGGAGGAUGGCACCCCGCUUGGGCCUCGUCGGCCAAUUGUCACGCGCUACUCCGGUCUAAACACACACUCCUGCAGCCGGGACCGGUCGGUGGUGAUCCUCCAUCGGCUCUCGCCGACCGGGGACGUCUUGAUGACCAAGAAGUCGGACUUCAUCAUCCCUGGUACAGCGCUCUCGAUGCAACAUGUCCGCUCGGAUGGGUCGCACAUUUCCAUCGUGUCGAUUGUCGAUACCUCGCGCUCGUCCUUCCUGGCGGCCGAUGUGUCGGCCUUCUCGGGCAACCCCACCAACAUCGGUGUCGAUUUCUCCGGGCUGGCUGCCGGCUCGACGGCCAUCUCGGAAGCGGCUUUGGAUUUGGCCGGGCAAAUGGGCCAGGCUCAGUCGCUGGCCUCCUCCACGGGGGCCUCCCCCUCGCUUGGAGGGUCGGCCCUGGUGGAAACCAUGUCGGCCAUCUUCCAUGUGCAUUUCAUCUGCACCUCAACCCUGGAGCUGGUCCGGUCGGUGGAGCUCGACCCGUAUCCCCUGUUCAUGGCACCGUACAUGGGCGACCUCUCCGGGCCGCGAUCCAUGGAGCUGGGCGCGGCGGCACCGGCGGCCCUGGGUGCCCAGCGCCGGUGGAUUUCGGAGUUGGCCUCUGGCCGGUCCCGCGGGCUGGUGGAUUUGGCACGCAUCCGCGGCCGGCCGAUGGCGGCUCUGGCCGUGGCUCCGCACAUGGUUCUACUGAUCGACCUGACCACGGGCAUUCCGAUGGAGCAUAUCCCGCUCAGCUUGAUGAAGCCACAUGAUUGCAUCACUUGCGUGCGCUUCGUCCCAUCGGACCCCACUCGCCUGGUGAUUUCCACGUCGGAGACUGGCAUUUUCUUCUGGUCCUCCUCGCUCGGAGCUAUCUCCUCCAGUGCGGGCGCCGGUGCAUUCCCAACUCCGGGCUUCCCCAUGUCCCCCGGGCCAGGGGUCAGCUCGGGGGGCUUCCUCAUCGGGUCGCCGGCUGGCAGCCCGUCGCUUCUCGGGUCGCCCGCCGGCCCCGGCGCCCCGAGCAAUGCGGCCACCGAUGAGCGCGAGUAUCUCGGCCGCUCGACCGGGCAUUUCACCAAUCUCAUUCGCUUCAAGUGUGCGACUUUCGAUUUGUCCCGCGAUGGCAGCCACAUUGCCCUGGUUGGUCCGCUGCCGUUGUCCUUCUCAUCGCAGUGGCACUCCCUCUAUGGGUCGGUCAUCUCCCAGUCCACCAGCGACAAUUCCGGGUUCCUGGCCACCACCCAGGCCGGGGCACACACCCAGGCAGGUGGUCCCUCGGGGGGUGGGUCGGCCGGGGUCGGGCUUAUCUUCCCCGGCGGCGCGGCCAUGGUCGGGGACAUUGACCCGCCCUAUGGGUCGGUGGGGCCGACCAUGGCCGAAGUGUGGGACUUGCGCAACAUGCGGCGCUUGUCUCGCCUGGCGGCCGGGUUCUCUUCGCGCGGUCCCUCGGCCUCCUUCGAGCCGGUUCUCCCGCAGGUCCAAUUCCAGCCGGAGCAAAUGUCGGACCCCCAUGCCACGGUCUUCCCAUUGCCGGUGUUGACCCCGGCAGCGGCCGGCCGGCCGCAUGCUGCUACGCUAGGCCUGCCGCACGAGCCCGCGGUGUUGGUUGUGAAUGCCGCCGGCGAUGCCAUGGUCUGGCACUAUGCGUCGUCCAUGCAGCGUGCCGAGCUGCCCGCGCUGGUGGCCGUGUCGAAUCUCAGUUCCAAUGAUUUGUCCAGCUUUGUGGGCCCGGCCGGCGGGGCAGCGCCAGGCUCGGGGGGGGUCCCCCAUGCCGGGUCCGCCACGGCCAUUGGACGCAUGCGUCGGAAUGCCACCUCGCCGGCCCCCUCGCUCGGACAGGCGGCUGCUCGCCGGCAGUCCAUGCACUUUGCGGCCACCAGCACCGGGGGAGUGUCUCCGGCCCAGUCGUUGAGCUCGCUGGCCAUCGGGGCGUCCCCCGGUCCGGGCCACCCGCGCAGCUCUUCCGGCCAUUCGGAUGUCGGGCCAUCCACCAGCUCGCCGGAGCUGCUGAUUGUCGGCCAUCGGACCUCCCUGUCAAACUCCUCCUCCUCCACCGGACUGUCAGGCCUCCUGGGGACCACGUCUGGGGCCCCGGAUGCCGGUGGCGGUCAUUCAGCCCCGCCGGGCCCUCUGGCCAUUCCCUUCAAUUCGGACGACUCGCUGGCCGCCGGGCUGCUGGCUGCCGGCCGGGAGACCCCGCGCGAUGUGAUCCUCAUCGCCCCGCAUUCCAACUCCGAGCGCGGCCUCAUCCGAACGUUCAAGGUGGACCAAGCCGGGGCCGGGGCUGCCGGUGGCCUGACCGUGGCGUCGCUUGUGGCCCCCGAGUGCCAGUUGAGUCGCGCCUUCGUUGAGCACUCUUGGAUCGCGGCUCUCGGGCUCCGGGGCUUCGAGCGUGUGAUGUCCGGGUCUGUUGCCCUGGUGCCCACGACCGGGCACCUGCCUCGCAAGGCCCGGGACCUGUAUUCGGCCCUGCUGUCGGAGUACCACACGCAUGUGGUUCCGCUGAAUGCCGACUUGCCGGCUCUCCGGGGGACCUCGAUCGCGGCCAACCUCAGCCCGGCGGUCUUGUGCACCAAUGCCAGUGCGGUUUUCCAGCCCAUCCGCACAGCCAGCUUCAUCGGCGGCGGAGCGGACCCGGUGGCCGUCGGGGCCGGCGGUCCGGGGACCAUCGCCGCUCGAACGCACCUUGGGCCGGUCGGGGGCGUGGAGGCGGCCCAGUAUGGGGCCCACCCGCACGCCGUCGGGUCCCCCUCGCGACUGCUUCUCUUCCAGAGCUCCACGGCGGGGCGCUUCCGCCAGCCACGCCUGACCGGCGAGUGGGCCCUCCUCUUCCCCGGGUCCACCAGCGACGCGUGCAGCAUCAAUGCCCUACCGUCGGGCACGGCGCUCAUCCUGCCGGCAAUGCAGUCGGUCCAUCUCCUGGACAUGCCGGGCUACUCGCUGGCCAUGGCACACCUGACCGACAGUCUGGCCGCGGCUCCGCGCCCCGGGGACAGCCAGUAUGGGGACUACUCCAAGCUGGCCGGGGGGGAGACAUGCGUCGAGGAGCAGGCCGGUCCUGGCGAGGGGCUCCACCCCUCGUCCGGCCCGAUGAUCGGGGCCACAGUGCUCACAUCGUAUGACCACCUGGCCGGCGGGGCGGGCUCCGCUGUCGGUGAUGGCAGCGGCGGCAUGCAAGGUCCUCAGUACAGCCAGGUGGACUCGCCGCCGCGAGAGCCCUCUUCGCCGCUGGCUGCCGGGGCCGAGACCCCUGGGGCCGAGACCGGCCCCGGUCGGCCGCCGGGCUUCCUGCUCAAUUGCGAUCCAGACACCCUGGCCGAGACCCAAAGCAAUGGGUCCCUGCAUUUGCGCACGCAAUCCGACGAGUCGACCCCCUCCUGCUCGGUGGCCCAGUCGCUCAGCUCCCUGGCCGGGUCCGGGUCUUUGGCCAUCGCGGGCCAUGCCUUCUCCUCGGUGGAGGCAAGCCAAGACAUGGCCACCCCUUCGCCAUCUCCCUCGCCGGCCGGCAUCCCGGACCGCAGCCCGGGUACGGUCUUCACCUCGGCUCCCUCCCUUUCGACGGCCGCCGAGUCGGCAGCCAGCGCCACGGCCAGUUCGCCGGACAAGCAGGCUGCCCUGCCUGCCAUUUCGACGACGGUGGCCGCGGUGGCGGCGACAGCGACGGUGGCGGGGGCUGAAGCGACGGCCACCGGCUCCCCCAUCGGCCGGCGUCUAAGCUGGGCUCCCAGUCGCAUGGCCUCGGUGGUGGAGAGCCACCCCGUGUCGCCGACCUCCCCGGGGGCGGGGGUCACUCCGGCGGCGCAUCCAAUGGUCAAUGACCUGGCCACGGUGGCCACAUCCGCCGCAUCGGGAACACUAUUCAGCGAGCAGUUGCUGAACCUCAUGGCAGUGCGGCUCUCGAUUGCCAUCCUCACUGGCGAGGAGGAUCUCAUCGCGCCACUGGUAUCGGCCACGCGUCGGCCCCUGUCCGAUGGGUCAACUCUCUGCAGUCCGUUGCUGAACUUGGCCUCGCCGCUGGACGGCUGGACUCCCCUCUGCCUCGCGGCCCGCCUGGGCAAGUCCUCUGUUGUGCGGAUCCUCAUUGAGCUCGGGGCUGACGUCAACUUCGCCGCCGGCCAGGUGUCCGCCCAGUCAACUGGACACCGGCAGGCGGCCCCUGCGGCCCCGGUUCUGGCUGCGCUCCUCGCCCUGGAGGACGGGACCUCCUCUGCGCGGUCCUCUCGGCCGGAUGUGCUCGGCCCGGAGAUCUUCCGGCCAAUCCACACGGCCGCCAUGUCCGGCGACCCUGUGACCACGCGGCUCCUCCUGGAUGCCGGCGCUGAUCCCAACCUCCCGCUGGCCAGCCAGCGCCACUACCUUUCCAGCAUCCGCGCCCUGAACUUGGCUGUCGACCGGCGCAAGGUCGAUGUCAUCAAGGCCCUGGUCAAACAUCCCCAACGCCCGGCCGAUGUCAACUGGGUGGACCCCGGCUCCGGCCGGACCAUCCUGGACCAGACCAUGAUCCUGGUUGAGCAGCUGGCAACGGUGGCCGUGGCCGCUCGCGGGCAGUCCAGCUCGCCGCUUCUCAUGCACGGCCCGGGCUCUGGCCUGAUGACCCUGUCCCCGGUGCUGCUGACCGGCGAUGCGGAUCCCGCCGCGUCGGUCGACCUGCGCGAGGUGGUUGACGCCCUGCGCAUGGGCGGAGCCCGUCGGGCCGACCGCCUGGCUCUCCAGGCCGACGGACCGUGAGCAUGUCCCGCAUGUGUUUGUCAAUGCGUGUGUGUGUGUGUCGCGUGGUGCUCUGAUUUCCCCAAUCACCCUUUUCUAGCCCUUGUUUUUCUCCAGCCCAGUCAGCCUUUCGUCCUUUUUUGUGUGUGUGUGUGUGUGUGU